Messenger RNA from Marchantia polymorpha subsp. ruderalis, 1533 nucleotides. The record is from the annotation of a GenBank genome assembly. NCBI's taxonomy places the organism in Eukaryota, Viridiplantae, Streptophyta, Marchantiopsida, Marchantiales, Marchantiaceae.
GCAGCGUAGUGCUGGAAGUGUCGCUAAUAUUUCACAUGGCAUGUCCAAACCCUAAUAUCUCUUUGGGGUUCUAUCGAGCACGGUGCGAGAGCCGCUAUUAGACAGGACCUGAGGUUCCUACCUGGCCGAAACUACUUACUCACCUUACCACUUUCCCGAAUCCGAAAGUCGCAUAUCGCGCUGCCGUUGUUAGCAGGCGAAGGAGGAAAUCUGUGCGAUCCUGUGCCGGGCCAAGGUGUCUGCUUGUUCCGAUUCAAAAUUCUGCACGGAUCUGUGUUACCUCUUCCGAGUUUCAGAGGAUCUGACAGGAAGUCGUCAGCUGACAGAAGGAAGGCGCCAUGGCGACGAGGUCGCAGUUCGAAAAUAGCAGCGAAAUUGGAGUCUUUUCAAAGCUAACAAAUGCUUACUGCCUUGUAGCUAUAGGAGGAUCUGAAAACUUUUACAGCACAUUUGAAUCUGAGCUAUCAGAUGUCAUCCCCGUUGUUAAAGCUUCCAUCGCAGGCACCAGAGUAAUUGGACGAAUGUGCGUUGGCAACAAAAACGGCUUGCUUUUGCCAAAUUCAACAACGGAUCAAGAAUUGCUGCAUAUGAGAAACUGCCUCCCUGACAGUGUCGUCGUUCAAAGGAUUGACGAACGAUUAUCGGCUCUCGGAAAUUGUAUCACAUGCAAUGAUUACGUUGCACUGAUCCACACUGAUUUGGACAAGGAAACUGAGGAACUGAUAGCCGACGUCUUGGGGGUGGAAGUAUUUAGACAAACUAUUGCCGGCAAUAUUCUUGUAGGAAGUUACUGCGUGUUUUCAAACAGAGGUGGUCUGGUGCAUCCUCAUACUUCAAUCGAAGAUUUGGAUGAGUUGUCGUCACUCCUUCAAGUGCCACUGGUGGCUGGGACAGUGAACCGAGGUAGUGAGGUCGUCGGUGCGGGACUGGUAGUUAACGACUGGACUGCUUUUACUGGAAUCGAUACCACAGCUACGGAGCUCUCGGUCAUCGAGAGCGUAUUCAAACUGAGAGAAGCGCAACCGAGUGCUAUUGUAAACGAGAUGAGAGCAUCUCUUAUUGAUAGCAUGACAUGAGAGAAAUACGUCCUUGGCUGCACUAAUUUUAUGCUUUUUAGAACACUUCUGUACCCAUGUGGUUCAAGUAUAUAGCCAACGAAAGUUGUAAUCUGUAAAUGCGGGAUUCAUACAACGUAGAGGGUUCAGAACAAAUUCUGCUCAUGAGUUUGGGACGGCAGAGGGCUUUACUCUUAAGCGUUUUGAGCAUACUGAGGUAGUCUAGGCCAGAUUACCUCUCGACAUGACAUCACACUGGACGAGUUGGGGUCGAUUAAAAACUCUGUCGAAGACUCCAGUUGACCGUCGUUCAUAAACCCCUCGAGACUCCCAGACGAGGGAGAGAGUUCGAGAAUUUUUCUUACACACAGAGGACGACGUUUACUGAGGAAAGGAAGGCAAUAUGUGCAGAAGCAUCUGCUCCUUUUCGGAAUAUGUGGUGUCCUGGUUUGAAUGAAGCGAAACUUCUAGUGGACAG